This is a messenger RNA of Neolamprologus brichardi, 1245 nucleotides long. RefSeq names its product shisa like 2A (gene shisal2a). The record is from RefSeq and is a predicted model, not a curated record. Lineage: Eukaryota; Metazoa; Chordata; Actinopteri; Cichliformes; Cichlidae.
UUGCGGCAGUGGGAAAUGGACGGAAUGAAACCGGGUUUUAAUCACCGCGCAUCUGGCUCUCCGAGUGCGCGCAGUUUACGUCUGACAUGAGUUCGGACUGCGAAAGUUACUACACCGAAGAAAACGUGCUCGUGGAGAACUUCACGUGUCCGAAAGCGGACGGUGACACCACGGCACUCUACUGCUGCGGUUUCAGUGACUUGAAGUACUGCUGCGCUGACCCCAACAGCUUUUUCCCUUACGAAUAUGGAUACAUGUGGUGGUUGAGUCUCGGAGCCCUCAUGGGUCUGUCAAUAGCAGCUGUGGUUCUUCUCGCCUUCAUCAUCACUCUGUGUGUCCUCUGCUAUCUGUUCAUCACCACCAAACCCAGAGGUCUGGACAAUGGACUGCCAUUGCGAGCACCAGGUUCUACAUCUAGCCCACAAGCACCAGGGCCCAGUAACAGCAGUGUCCCACCUGGUCCCCAAGGCCUCAGGAAACAUUUCCUGAGAGGCAGGCUGGACUGUGACAACCAACCCCCGGACCCUGACCGCCUUUUCCAACGUUGUUUCUUGGCUACGGUUACGUCUGUCAAAGUGGAGGGUCCUGCUUAGCCAGAGUUAUUUCUUGGUGUUUCUUGGCCGCCUACCUGUCACCACUCCACUAUAGUUUUCUGCAUUAUAACAAUCCAGGCUGAGCUUAAGUUUGAUCUCCACAUCAUUACAUUUUGUCAUGUUUGAUUCAACAGAACACAAAUGCAAACAUUUCUGUUUGAGCCCUGAGACAAAUUAUUCCUGUUUUAGAAAAAGAACAAACUGAAAAAGUUUCAGCUGAUUAAAAAUGUAGCCAAAGAUGCAAAUGUGAUUUUGAUGACGUAACUUUUUGCAUGUAUUACUUUUAGUUUGAAGAGUCACAACUAUUAUGUGUUGCACUAAAACCCAGAAGUUAUUGUUCCACUUAAUCAACAGAGACAGCAAAACCUCUGAUUGGAAAUCAUUAUUUUGCUACCUGUCCCAAAAGGCGUUAUAGUCUGCUUGAAGGAAUACAACUAAACAGUACAAUUACAGGCUGCUACUUUAUGGAUAGUUGAAUAUUUAUAUGCUGGCAAAUCACCAGCAGUGAGUAUUCAAAAGAAUAUAUUUACUGAAAAAUGCUGAUUGCACAUUAUUUAAAAUCCACAGUUUGAAAUGGCUUUAGAUGGAUGAGCUUAUUUCUAAUACAUUUCUUUAAAUGAUAAGUAACCCCAACAUGGACCUUGAGGGGAGA